UUGAACUUUAUAAGAGGAGGUUGUAUACGUUUCAAUCAUAUAUCUGACAGAUUUAUCCAGUGAAUAGUUUUACAGAAGAAACUGUAAAUAUAUGAUUACUUUGCUAAGAAACAUGCAAGCAUUUUUAGGUGUCCUAAUAUUAAUUACUGGAGCUCAUUCUCUGUACUCCUCCAAUUCCCAUGUUAUAGAUCUAAAACCAAACAAUUUUGAUAAUUUGGUAUUAGACAGUGAUAAUGUAUGGAUAGUGGAAUUUUAUGCCCCAUGGUGUGGACAUUGUCAACAAUUAACACCUGAAUAUGAUAAAGCUGCCAAUGCUUUAAAAGGUAUUGUAAAAGUUGGUGCAGUAAAUGCAGAUGAGCAUAAAUCUCUUGGGUCAAAAUAUGGAAUUCAAGGUUUUCCAACAAUUAAGAUUUUUGGUGUUGAUAGUAAACCAGAAGACUAUAAUGGGCCAAGAACUGCAGCUGGAAUUGUUGAUGCUGCUUUGAAUGCAGUUAGUCAGAAAGCACGUAGAGCUUUAGGUGGGAAAAGAAAUGGUGGAGAUUCUAAGUCUAAAGAUUCCAAAGAUGUAAUCGAAUUAACAGACGAUAAUUUUGAUAAAAUGGUGAUGAAUUCAGAAGACAUGUGGUUAGUUGAGUUUUAUGCACCAUGGUGUGGUCACUGCAAAAAUUUAGCUCCCACCUGGGCAUCUGCAGCUACAGAGCUGAAAGGAAAAGUGAAAUUGGGUGCUAUUGAUGCUACUGUAAACAGAGUUAAAGCUAGUCAAUAUGAAAUAAAAGGAUAUCCUACUAUCAAAUACUUUGCACCUGGUAAAAAGUCGUUUGAUUCUGUACAAGAAUAUGAUGGUGGCCGUACAGGUAGCGACAUUGUAAAUUGGGCACUAGAGAAAUUGGCCGAAAAUGUUCCAGCGCCAGAAGUAGUUCAAAUUGUAAAUGAAAAAAGUUUAAGAGACGCAUGCGAAGACAAACCAUUGUGUGUUGUUUCAGUUUUACCACAUAUCUUAGAUUGUCAGUCAGAAUGUAGAAAUCAAUAUUUAAAGAUUUUAAAUGACCUUGGAGAAAAAUAUAAACAAAAGAUGUGGGGGUGGGUUUGGGCUGAAGCCGGUGCUCAGCCUUAUAUUGAAGAAGCAUUAGAAAUUGGAGGUUUUGGUUAUCCAGCAUUAGCUGCUGUAAAUAUAAAGAAAAUGAAAUAUUCAUUACUGAAGGGUAGUUUUUCGUAUGAUGGUAUAAAUGAAUUCUUGCGAGAUCUAAGUUAUGGACGAGGUGGUACAGCUCCUUUAAAAGGAGCUCAGUUACCUCAAAUUCUGGAAACAACAUCGUGGGAUGGUAAAGAUGCUGAACCUCCCCAAGAAGAAGACAUUGAUCUCAGUGAUGUAGAUCUUGACGAGAAGGAUGAAUUGUAAUUACAAAAUCCGGGUUUUCUCAGAAACGUGUGCACCAUCAUAUAAAUGUGUUAGUAAAAAUAAUUCGAUACUUAUUUUUAUAUAACAUCAUUAUUCUGAGUUAAUACAACUGCAUAUUAAUGUACAAUAAUGUAGCGUCAUUACUAUGAUAUCAGGAAUAUUCUUUUCAUCUAAAACAUAUAUAUUAUCAUCCUGUUAGUCACGUAUCAGUCCUCAGGAACCUUACAUGUAUUACAUUAAGCGCUUAGAUCAACUCUUCCACCGAAGCUAACUUGAAAAAACUUUAGUCUGUUUAUUCCGGUAAAACUGAGUAUAACUUGUUUUAAAAUGAAAUUAAACUGAUACAUCGUUUUUAUUGUGUAGGAAACAUGCAUUAUUAGGAAUGCGUCCGAAUAUUUUUAAGCAAUUAUUUGUACAUUUUUUAAAUGGUAGAUUAUACGAAGUUGUAAGACUUCAUAUUAAAAGAAAAACAUGUACUUGUCCUCUAAUUGUAUUUAAACUAAAACUUUUUUAUGAAAAUGUUGUAAACGUAAAAUAACAAUACAUAACAUAUUAAUGUGCAUUCCAUAAGAUACUUUAGUUCUCCCUACAAUGGGACCAAAGUAAUUACUCUCAUUACAUACACAGUACUAAUUUUUAGGUUUAUUGAGAUCUCAUUAUUUGACUGAGUUAUGUCACGUCUUCCAUCGUGAUUAUAGCAACAAACUUUAUACCGUUACUUAAAUUUAUAACAUAGAAUGUGUUUAUACUUUUCGAGAAUUUAAUCAUUUUCUCCUUUAUACUUAACUAAUUGUAAUCCUAGUUUAAGUUUUUAUUAAAUAAAUUUCACUAUAAACUUGUAA
Osmia bicornis bicornis is the source of this 2241-nucleotide messenger RNA. RefSeq names its product protein disulfide-isomerase A6 homolog (gene CaBP1). Gene Ontology annotation, molecular function: protein disulfide isomerase activity; protein-disulfide reductase activity. Gene Ontology annotation, cellular component: endoplasmic reticulum lumen. Gene Ontology annotation, biological process: response to endoplasmic reticulum stress. NCBI's taxonomy places the organism in Eukaryota, Metazoa, Arthropoda, Insecta, Hymenoptera, Megachilidae. The coding region runs from base 92 to 1399 and encodes 435 amino acids. The transcript is spliced from 6 exons. The record is from RefSeq and is a predicted model, not a curated record.